AUGAUCGCAGAGGUGCUUCUGGUGCUCGCAGGCCAUUCGUCCUCACUAUUUCCAACCGAUCACAAGGUCCACCCUGCCUUCGCGCCCCUUCUCCAUCCCGGUGAGGAGCAGUGUCUCGAGUCUUUGGGGCAGAUUGCUCUCCGCUACCGCAAGAUCAAGGACGCGUGCUCCGUCCUCGCCCGCCCAUCCUCCCGAUAUGUAUCUGCACUCUGCGCGACACUCAACCAGAUCCUGAAGGACGAAUAUGAGGUGCUCGUGGUGGAAACGGAGGCGAAAGUAUUGAAGAGGGAUAGCAGCCUUGUUGCGAGUGGGUCGUUCGUACCGCUCUCCUCCUUGCGUGCGAUCUUUGCCGAGUGGGACGCACCCCUUGCAUCCCUCGAAACCCUUGUCGACGACCUGCAAGCCCACGAGCACUGGAGGCCGGGUCCCCUCAUCGACCUUCUCUUGACGCGGUCACAGACCGGUAUCCACCGUGUCUCGUCCAUAUAUGCGCGACUCUCGGAAGCUGUCCAACGGGUCUGGAUCGCGCAGCUACAAGCCGUCUUGAUUCACGGUACGCUCUCGCCAAACGACCCCCUCGCCGACAAGAAUUACGUUCUAGUAGAGGGCGCUGUCCCCUCUUGCGUCUCUGUCCAAUCUCGCGACUCCAUCACUUAUGUUGGACGCGCCAUCGGGACGGUCAAAGCUGCGAAAUGGGAGAAGCAGUUUCCUCAAGACCUUGCGCGAGAACAUACCAAGCUAUUGAACACCGUCAUUCCACAGGACCAGUAUGCCUUUGACCGUGUCAUCUCAGACAUUAGGACGGCUGUUAGUGAGUGGCUAUGGCUAAACGUCUUGACGCACAAAGAUGUGGACGAAGCAGUGGAGUCUCUGGCGAACUACUUCCUACUCCGCAACGGCGAGUUCGCGCUCUCGCUCAUUCGCGAGAUUGAACGACUCAAGCUGUCGAGACUCACGGGGAGGUCAGUCCCCAGCACGAUGAUACGUGAACAGGACCUGCACCUCGCACUGCUACGUGCAUCGCUCGGAACGACCGCUCAGCAGGAUCCUUCUCUCGCAAACCUUCACUUCCGCCUACCAACGGGACCGAUACGACCCUUGCUCCCCUCGCUCGCAGGCGGCGCAAAGGACCUCUCGGCCUCGCUCUCUAGCCCAACAGAGCCCACGUCCUUUGAUGACCUGCUUCUAGGUACUCCGCUCGUACUCGCGUACGAUGUCUCCUGGCCACUCGACCUCUUCCUGCAUGCGUCAGAUCUACAGCUCUACGCCGCCCUCUUCUCGUACCUCUCCGCCCUCCGCAAGACGCAUACGCGCAUACACACCUGCUGGACCGCGCUGUCGAACGCGCAGCGUGCCCGGAGGCGGUGGACAGGCCUGGGAGAAGGCGGGACGGCCGAGGAUCUCGAGGUCCGCAAGCAGCUCCUGCGCUGUGGCUGGGGCAUCGUGAGGGAAAUGACCUGGUUCCUCGACACGUUGCUGGGAUAUGUCAUGACGGACGUGGUCGACGUUGAGUUCAGACGGCUCAAGAGUCUUCUGUCAGGGCGUCCCACUGGCGGCGUGGGCCGCCAGAUGACCGGCAGUGGUUCGGCGGGUGCGGUGGCUGGCUCGGGCGAUGAUAGGAUAGGAGCGGUGCCUCUCGGAGCGUCCAAGACUGGGUCGACGUUUCAUCCAUCCCUGAGCACGGGCUCGAACUUGUCGUCUGGAGCGCCUCCGUUGGACUUCACGACGCUGCGGAGCAUACAUGCGACGUACCUCGAGCGUCUCCUCACUGGGAGCUUGCUUGCUAACCCAGCCUUGACAAACAUCAUUCGUAUGAUCUUGGAGGUUUGUGAGCGAUUCGCGGCGCAGGUCGAGCGGUGGGGUGGGGACGUCCUCCCUGCACUGCUGUUCGAGGGGAGCCUCGCGGCGGGUGGCGGCGACAAAGUCGGAGAGAUGGUGGCAGAGCGAUACGCUAUUGUGGGCGAGAUUGACGUGACACUUCACACGCUCCUCGACGCCUUCUACGAACAACUCUCCCUCUCUACGACGCUGCAGCCGUUCUCCGCCACGAUCGACGCGACGAAGUCGAUGCUCUAUAAUGCGAGCAUGACGAAUACGACCGGCUUCGGGUUCCACACCUUCGUGCGCACGCGCCGGGGGAAGCGCCUAGAGGGCGACGAGGAAGUCCGGAGACACGUGGAGCGCCUUUUGCUCCGGUUGGACUUCAACGGCCAAUUCUCCAAGCCGUCGGCUAGGCGACAUGGCACGCGCAGCACUGCUCCCGCGGGGCAAGAGGACAUCCUAAAGCAGGGCGGGCUGGCAUAG
Molecule: messenger RNA, 2304 nt
Organism: Dichomitus squalens LYAD-421 SS1
Lineage: Eukaryota; Fungi; Basidiomycota; Agaricomycetes; Polyporales; Polyporaceae
Product: gamma-tubulin ring complex protein
Exons: 3
Coding region: 1-2304 (767 amino acids)
Biological process (GO): mitotic cell cycle; meiotic cell cycle; microtubule nucleation
Cellular component (GO): spindle pole; gamma-tubulin complex; centrosome
Molecular function (GO): gamma-tubulin binding; microtubule minus-end binding
Source: RefSeq, a predicted model, not a curated record